AUGUUAACAGUAAGCGUGAAGUGGCAGAAGAAGGUGUUUGAAAGUAUCGAGAUUGAUACGAGCCAGCCUCCUUUGGUUUUCAAGGCUCAGUUGUAUGAUUUGAGUGGAGUACCACCAGAGCGGCAAAAGAUCAUGGUCAAAGGUGGACUUUUGAAGGACGAUGCAGAUUGGUCCACAAUGGGACUGAAAAAUGGUCAAAAGUUGAUGAUGAUGGGAACUGCGGAUGAAAUAGUGAAGGCUCCAGAGAAAGGUCCUGUCUUUAUGGAGGAUCUUCCUGAAGAAGAGCAGGCCGCUAAUCUGGGUUACAGUGCUGGCCUAGUCAAUCUUGGCAACACCUGCUACAUGAACUCCACGAUGCAGUGUUUAAAAUCUGUCCCAGAGCUGAAAUCUGAAUUAGUCAAUUACCAAUCUGCUCGAAACAAGGAUGUGGAUCAGACUUCUCACAUGCUCACUGUUGCAACCCGUGAGUUAUUUAGUGAGCUUGAUAAAAGUGUCAAGGCUGUUGCACCUAUGCCGUUCUGGAUGGUGUUACAGAAAAAAUAUCCUCAGUUUGCUCAGUUGCAUAAUGGAAAUCACAUGCAACAGGAUGCUGAAGAAUGUUGGACGCAAAUGUUGUUCACUCUUUCCCAGUCCCUAAAAGCUCCAUCGCCUAGCGAAGAUCCUGAUGCUGUGAAGGCCCUUUUUGGUCUCAACCUUCGGAGCAGGUUGCAUUGCCAAGAAAGUAGCGAAGAAAGUUCAGAGACUGAAUCUGUCUAUUCUCUGAAAUGCCAUAUAUCACAUGAGGUGAACCACUUGCAUGAAGGAUUAAAACAUGGACUGAAAGGAGAACUUGAAAAAACAUCUCCUGCUCUGGGCCGCACUGCGGUUUACAUUAAGGAGUCUCUCAUAGAUUCCUUGCCAAGGUACUUGACUGUUCAGUUUGUGAGAUUCUUCUGGAAAAGGGAGAGUAAUCAGAAAGCAAAAAUUCUCCGGAAAGUGGAUUACCCAUUGGAGUUGGAUAUAUUUGACCUUUGUUCUGAGGAUCUUCGAAAGAAACUGGAAGCUCCUCGCCAGAAACUUAGAGACAUCGAAGGUCAAAAGCUUGGUCUACAACCCAGUGCAAAGAGCAGCUCAAAGAGUGAUGAUGUGAAAAUGACCGAUGCUGAGGGAUCAUCAAGCGGAAGUGGCGAAUCAUCCACAGGUCACAAACAGGAAGGUGGUUCGUUACACAUGACUGGAAUCUAUGACCUGGUCUCGGUGUUGACCCACAAAGGCAGGAGCGCAGACUCUGGACAUUAUGUUGCAUGGGUCAAGCAAGAGAGUGGUAAGUGGGUUCAAUACGACGAUGCCAACACGAGCCUUCAACGCGAAGAGGAUAUAACUAAACUCUCUGGAGGAGGUGAUUGGCAUAUGGCAUACAUCGUUAUGUACAAGGCUCGUCUCGUCUCCAUGUGA
This is a messenger RNA of Microthlaspi erraticum, 1434 nucleotides long. Lineage: Eukaryota; Viridiplantae; Streptophyta; Magnoliopsida; Brassicales; Brassicaceae. The record is from the annotation of a GenBank genome assembly.